Messenger RNA from Mus pahari (shrew mouse), 5030 nucleotides. It is a transcript of the gene Acvr2a, whose product is annotated as activin A receptor type 2A. Gene Ontology annotation, biological process: activin receptor signaling pathway; protein phosphorylation; cellular response to growth factor stimulus. The record is from RefSeq and is a predicted model, not a curated record. Lineage: Eukaryota; Metazoa; Chordata; Mammalia; Rodentia; Muridae. Bases 280 to 1521 code for a protein of 413 amino acids. Gene Ontology annotation, cellular component: activin receptor complex; plasma membrane. The transcript is spliced from 11 exons. Gene Ontology annotation, molecular function: activin binding; activin receptor activity; ATP binding.
ACCCUUACAGGUGCUAUACUUGGCAGAUCAGAAACUCAGGAGUGUCUUUUCUUUAAUGCUAAUUGGGAAAGAGACAGAACCAACCAGACUGGUGUUGAGCCUUGCUAUGGUGAUAAAGAUAAACGGCGACAUUGUUUUGCUACCUGGAAGAAUAUUUCUGGUUCCAUUGAAAUAGUGAAGCAAGGUUGUUGGCUGGAUGAUAUCAACUGCUAUGACAGGACUGAUUGUAUAGAAAAAAAAGACAGCCCUGAAGUGUACUUUUGUUGCUGUGAGGGCAAUAUGUGUAAUGAAAAGUUCUCUUAUUUUCCGGAGAUGGAAGUCACACAGCCCACUUCAAAUCCUGUUACACCGAAGCCACCCUAUUACAACAUUCUGCUAUAUUCCUUAGUACCACUUAUGAUAAUUGCAGGAAUUGUCAUUUGUGCGUUUUGGGUGUACAGACAUCACAAGAUGGCCUACCCUCCUGUACUUGUUCCUACUCAACACGCCUUUCAUAUAAUGAUAGAGGACCCAGGACCACCUCCACCUUCCCCAUUACUAGGGUUGAAGCCAUUGCAGCUGUUAGAAGUGAAAGCAAGGGGAAGAUUUGGUUGUGUCUGGAAAGCCCAGUUGCUCAAUGAAUAUGUGGCUGUCAAAAUAUUUCCGAUACAGGACAAACAGUCCUGGCAGAAUGAAUAUGAAGUCUAUAGUCUACCUGGAAUGAAGCAUGAGAACAUACUACAGUUCAUUGGUGCAGAGAAAAGAGGCACCAGUGUUGAUGUGGACCUGUGGCUGAUUACAGCAUUUCAUGAAAAGGGCUCGCUGUCAGACUUUCUUAAGGCUAAUGUGGUCUCUUGGAAUGAACUUUGUCAUAUUGCAGAAACCAUGGCUAGAGGAUUGGCAUAUUUACAUGAGGAUAUACCUGGCUUAAAAGAUGGCCACAAGCCUGCAAUAUCUCACAGGGACAUCAAAAGUAAAAAUGUGCUAUUGAAAAACAAUCUGACAGCUUGCAUUGCUGACUUUGGUUUGGCCUUAAAGUUCGAGGCUGGCAAGUCUGCAGGUGACACCCAUGGGCAGGUUGGUACCCGGAGGUAUAUGGCUCCAGAGGUGUUGGAGGGUGCUAUAAACUUCCAAAGGGAUGCAUUUCUGAGGAUAGAUAUGUACGCCAUGGGAUUAGUCCUAUGGGAACUGGCUUCUCGUUGCACUGCUGCAGAUGGACCUGUAGAUGAGUACAUGUUACCAUUUGAGGAAGAAAUUGGCCAGCAUCCAUCUCUUGAAGAUAUGCAGGAAGUUGUUGUGCAUAAAAAAAAGAGGCCUGUUUUAAGAGAUUAUUGGCAGAAACAUGCAGGAAUGGCAAUGCUCUGUGAAACGAUAGAAGAAUGUUGGGAUCAUGAUGCAGAAGCCAGGUUAUCAGCUGGAUGUGUAGGUGAAAGAAUUACUCAGAUGCAAAGACUAACAAAUAUCAUUACUACAGAGGACAUUGUAACAGUGGUCACAAUGGUGACAAAUGUUGACUUUCCUCCCAAAGAAUCUAGUCUAUGAUGGUUGUACCAUCUGUACACACUGAGAAUUGGGACUCUGAACUGGAGCUGCUAAGCUAAGGAAAGUGCUUAGUUUAUUUUCUGUGUGAAAUGAGUAGGAUGCCUCCAGGACAUGUACGCAAGCAGCCCCUUGUGGAAAGCAUGGAUCUGGGAGAUGGAUCUGGGAAAUUUACUGCAUCGUCUGCAGCACAGAUAUGAAGAGGAGUCUAAGGGAAAAGCUGCAAACUGUAAAGAACUUCUGAAAAUGUACUCGAAGAAUGUGGCCCUCUCCAAAUCAAGGAUCUUUUGGACCUGGCUAAUCAAGUAUUUGAAAACUGACGUCAGAUUUCUUUAUGUCUGUCAGAAGACACUAAUUCCUUAAAUGAACUACUGCUAUUUUUUUUAAAUCAAAACUUUUCAUUUCAGAUUUUAAAAAGGGUAACUUUUUAUUGCAUUUGCUGUUGUUUCUAUAAAUGACUAUUGUAAUGCCAACAUGACACAGCUUGUGAAUGUGUAGUGUGCUGCUGUUCUGUGUACAUAGUCAUCAAAGUGGGGUACAGUAAAGAGGCUUCCAAGCAUUACUUUAACCUCCCUCAACAAGGUAUACCUCAGUUCCACGGUUGCUAAAUUAUAAAAUUGAAAACACUAACAGAAUUUGAAUAAAUCAGUCCAUGUUUUAUAACAAGGUAUUACAAAUUCACUGUGUUAUUUAAGAAAAAAUGGUAAGCUAUGCUUAGUGCCAAUAGUAAGUGACUAUUUGUAAAGCAGUGUUUUAGCUUUUCUUCUACUGGCUUGUAAUUUAGGGAAAACAAAGUGCUGUCUUUGAAAUGGAAAAAAAUAUGGUGUCACCCUACCCCCCAUACUUAUAUCCAGGUCCCAAAAUAUUGCAUACUUAAGUAGUACUUUUUUCUUUAAGGUGUGCUGUGUUUGGGAAAUAUUUGAAAACAUAAAGCAUGAUUUAAAAUUUUUUAAGUGAGCUGUGACACUGGAAAGCUCUUCAUUUUUUCUUUUAAAAUAGAUUUUUUUCCUAUUUAUAUAUAUAUAUAUAAAAUGGUGGUGUAUUUCUUCUUUUCACCAAACAGUGUGUGGGAUAUUCUUAUCACUGUUUUAUGAUCACCUCAGGAAGUGUCAUUACUCAGAAUUCUUCACUCUGCUUCUAGACUUGUAACUUUAUCACUGUACUGCGUGGUGCCAUCUUGUCAGAGUAAUAUUUGAUGUCUGUGAUAUGGAGAGAAUUAUCUUAGGAUAAAGGUAGUGACCUUUAAGAACAGAUUUCAGAUAUUACUGCUUUAAAACAAAUCAGGGAUAACAAGUUGAACUUAUAACUUAUAAUAUGCAAUGACAUUAAGAGGUAACCAGUGCUGGUCUAAGGAACACAACCCAGCUUCCUCCCCAAAUUACUUUUACAGCUAAUUUUAGAUAGUUCAUGCCUUAUCCUUGCGAAGAAAGUGGAAUUGAUGGCAAGUAGCUACCAGAGUGUUUUAAAAAACAAUAUUACAAUAGAAUAUAAUUGGAUCUUUCCUUAAGCUUACACGGGCCCAAGUAAAAAAUUAAUUCCCUGAAUUUUAAAUUACCAACAAAUAGCCAGUAUUAUGUUAUAUACAUUUUUGUUGAGUCACUUUAACAUCCACACAUUAACCUUAUAAACCUUUACGUUACUAUCAGGAGCUCACUGUGAAUGCAUUAUCUUCAGAUGGUUAAGACAUCAGACACUACAUUUUACAUAAAAUGUGCACUAAUCUCUGGGAAGAAUUACAAACAGUACAUAGGUCAACAGACUGUAAGUGGGGAGGAUAAUAGCAUUCUUGUCUGUAUGCCACAUACCAUAGAGAAUUGUGCGUUGUCUCUGUACCCAAGGUCUCACUGUAUUCGUAAGAUUGCCAAGAUCAGUGUUCACUGUUUGUUUUGAUUUCUACAUAUUUGGCCCCUCAAACUCUUGAUAUAGGUUUGCUUGCACUUGUAAACUAAUCAAGGAAAACCAUAAGAAAAUGUGCAAUUUUAUAAGGAAAAAUUUUUUCCUUAUAAAAAAUUCUAAGGAAUUAUUCCUCUCCAUAAGCAAACUACUACUGGUUUUAAACAUUCAGCCUCCUUUAAAAACUGAUAAAUGAGGGAUACUACGACUGUUCGGCUUAAGAAAGCACUACAGAUAAAUUUUACCAAGACUGGUUCAUGAUAUAAAAUGCUUUGUUUUCAUGCUAGAAUCCCCCCCCCUCUUUUUUUUUAAAAAGGAAAUCUUGGGUAUUGUAUGUAAAUCUAGCUUAUCAAUUUUAAAACUUGUAUUCUCUUAAGAACUACAUUAACAGCCUUUUUUAUAAGCAGUAACGUUAAGAAUGUUCCAGUGACUACCUGUCCUUAUACCUAGUCUUGUUAAAACUUUCUUUUGCAGGGCAUUUUAGUGUUUGGUUUACAGUAAGUGCAGAGUGGGCAGAUAAGAAGAUUGAGUUAGGGACAUUGAAAAAGAAAGAUCCGAGAAUGAAAACAAUUUUUUUUAGGGAGACGGCAAACUUGGACCCCUGUAUAUCUUCAUGUGUAUGGUGCUCACGGUGUCUUGUACUUUGCCUUUCUGAUACCCACCAGAACUGCUGCUUACUCUACCUUGCCCAAAUCUCCCAUGUGAGAAAUGCUUUAUGAUCAACUGCCAUAGGACUGAUGGAGAACCAGUGUUUGAAUUUAUUUGAAGUCUAUCUAUGCCCUGCACAGAUCUUGUAUGUAUUUUAGAUGCUAGGAGUUUUAGCAUGUGAUUUGUGACUCUUGUUUGGAUGUUUUAUUACAGGUACCUUGUGAAUUCCAGAACAGAGACUGUGCCUCACAAUUAUUGGUCCCAUGAACUUGCACUAUCUUUCAUGGUGAUAUUCUAAACAUAUAACCAGGAAAAACAAAAAACCAACACCUUUGGACUUAAAAACAGAAUCAUGUAUCACAAAAUUAUGAAAACAUCACUUCUGACCCUUUUUCUUAUCCUUAUUAAGUCACAUUUAAGUAAAAUUCAAAUGGUUGGGAAAAAAAAAACAAACUCCUCGCCAGAUAGAUGGUAGUUUAGUGGAAUAGACUGAUUACUGUUUUUUAAAAAAAAAAAAUGCUUCAUCAGAUAUUUUCCAGUUUCUCUUUUUUACUUUUUUGAAAAAUUACUUUUUAGGAAGAUUUGGUAUAAUGUGCAUAAAAUUAUUUACAAUUUAUGGACAAAGAUACAAGUAGCAUCUUGAUUAAACAUCAUUUACCUCAGAUAUUCAACCAGCAGUACGUUUUUUAUGCAGUCUCAACCCGUAUCUCCCUAUUUGUUACCUCUCAAAAUAUUGGUAAACAAUUAUUUUAGCUUUACUCUGUAUUUCUUGUCAGUGUUUUGGGCACAGGUUGUUGUACUACUGUCAUAUUGUACUUGCUAUUUUUUUUUUCUGCAAGUAUUUAACAGAAAGCUAAAAAUGAAAAAAAUCCCCAUAAAAUCCCACCUUGAAUAAGUGAUUGUUAAAUAUUGUACAAAUAAAAUGUAUGCUAUCCCCAUUCCAUCCCCAUGUUAAAUAAAAAAUGAAUAUG